This is a messenger RNA of Hordeum vulgare subsp. vulgare (domesticated barley), 1364 nucleotides long. Its product is annotated as putative 12-oxophytodienoate reductase 5. Gene Ontology annotation, molecular function: FMN binding; oxidoreductase activity. NCBI's taxonomy places the organism in Eukaryota, Viridiplantae, Streptophyta, Magnoliopsida, Poales, Poaceae. The transcript is spliced from 2 exons. The record is from RefSeq and is a predicted model, not a curated record. The coding region runs from base 111 to 1199 and encodes 362 amino acids.
GCCUCCACUCCACUCACCGAGCAUCUUCUUCUUCCUAUCACACGAGCUAGCUAGCAGCUGCCGCCAUUGAUCAACCGUUCGGAGCUCAACAAAACUUCAGCUCUUCAACAAUGGAGCCCAUCCCUCUCCUGACGCCGUACAAGAUGGGCCAGCUCGACCUUGCCCAUCGGAUCGUUCUGGCCCCGCUCACCCGCCAGCGCUCCUACGGCAACGUGCCGCAGCCACACGCUGCAGUGUACUACUCCCAGCGUGCCAUUGCCGGUGGGUUGCUCAUCACCGAGGCCACCGGCGUCUCCGACACGGCACAGGGAUACCGCGAUACGCCAGGCGUGUGGACGACAGAGCACGUCGAGGCAUGGAAGCCCAUCGUCGAUGCCGUGCACGCCAAGGGCGCGCUCAUCUUCUGCCAGAUCUGGCAUGUCGGCCGCGUGUCCACCUAUGAGUAUCAGCCCGGUGGGGCAGCGCCUCUGUCGUGCACGGAGAAGGGGGUGGGCCCACAGAUGAGCUAUGACGGGAGGCUGGAGGAGUUCGCGCCGCCGAGGAGGCUCAAGGUCGACGAGAUACCGGCCAUCGUCGAUGAUUUCAGGAAGGCGGCCAGGAACGCCAUUGAUGCCGGUUUUGACGGCGUGGAGAUCCAUGGGGCGAAUGGGUACCUCAUCGAGCAGUUCCUCAAGGACAGUGCGAAUGACCGCACCGAUGAGUAUGGUGGCAGCAUAGAAAACCGAUGCCGCUUUGCUCUCGAGGUGGUCGAUGCCGUUGUGAAGGAGGUUGGUGGCCACCGUGUGGGCAUCCGCCUCUCCCCCUUCACCGACUACAUGGACUGCCAUGACUCCGAUCCGCAUGCCCUUGCCCUUCACAUGUCCACAAAGCUCAACGAUUACAACAUCCUCUAUCUUCACAUGGUCGAGCCGAGGAUGGCCAUCGUCGAUGGACGACGGGUGGUCCCGAAGCGCUUGCUGCCAUACAGGGAAGCGUUCAAUGGUACAUUUAUGGCCAAUGGCGGGUAUGACCGCGAGGAAGGGGGCAAGGUGAUUGCAGAGGGAUACACUGAUUUGGUCUCCUUCGGGCGAUCGUUCCUCGCGAACCCAGACCUGCCAAAGAGGUUCGAGACCGAUGCGGAGCUAAACAAGUACGAUAGGAUGACCUUCUACAUCUCCGACCCUGUCGUCGGUUACACCGACUACCCCUUCCUCGAGUAAUAGUUGAUGGAGGUUUUUUGUUCAGUGAUGCAAUUAAUUGUACCACACAUCCUUAAUUAAAUGUAUCGUGUAAGUGUUGUGUUUUAUCCAGGAACAAACCAUGUAUGAUUGCUGCUGCUAGCUUCAAAUAAAUAGUGCAAUUGGGGUGGCGCCACCCAUUAUGCA